Molecule: messenger RNA, 2436 nt
Organism: Lycium barbarum (goji berry)
Lineage: Eukaryota; Viridiplantae; Streptophyta; Magnoliopsida; Solanales; Solanaceae
Product: inositol transporter 1
Exons: 6
Coding region: 414-1901 (495 amino acids)
Biological process (GO): transmembrane transport
Cellular component (GO): membrane
Molecular function (GO): myo-inositol:proton symporter activity
Source: RefSeq, a predicted model, not a curated record
GGUUGGUGGUCUUAUCUAGAGUCUUCUAAGCUAAACUCUUUUUAAAACCCAUCCACAAUUCCCCUUCUUUUUCAUCAUUCAUUUCUCUUCUUAAUUAAACAUUUACAUAUCUUUGUUCCUAGUAUUAUUUUCUCCAGAAAAACCGUCAAUUGAAAAUCAAUAUUUCUAAAACUCAUUUGCUAGAUUAAAGGAGCUAAAAACAACCAUAAUAUCCAUUUUUGGGAUUUUCAUUUCCCAAUUUUGACCUUCAAAGCUCAUUUGGUUAAGCUAAGAACCAUUCCUUCCUAGAUUUUAAGUGCCCCAAAAAUCUGGCAUUUCCCACUUUUCUGGGAUUUAUUUCCUUUGGAAUUUUAUGAUCUCAGCUUGAAACUGUACAGCUUUUUGAUUGAAAUAAUCAUUGGGAGUAGAAGAUAAUGACGAUAGUUUCAAUACCGGGAAGUUCAGGGUACUUGGAUGCUAAUGAUAGGAAAGUUACUUACUUCAGCAAUCCCUAUGUUUUGGGUUUGACUUUCGUUGCUGGUAUUGGUGGUCUCCUUUUCGGCUACGACACAGGAGUAAUAUCUGGUGCACUUCUGUACAUUAAGGAUGAAUUUCCCGAAGUUGAUCAAAGCAGUUUCCUACAGGAAACUAUUGUCAGUAUGGCAUUGGUUGGUGCGAUGAUUGGAGCUGCUGCUGGGGGCUGGAUUAAUGAUUAUUUUGGACGAAAGAAAGCUACUUUGUCUGCUGAUGUUGUUUUCGUACUAGGAUCUGUGGUGAUGGGUGCAGCUCCGGAUCCAUACAUUCUUAUACUUGGACGACUCUUAGUAGGUUUGGGAGUUGGUGUUGCUUCUGUCACUGCUCCUGUUUACAUCGCUGAAGCAUCGCCAUCAGAAAUUCGGGGGGGCCUUGUGAGCACAAAUGUACUAAUGAUUACGGGUGGACAGUUUCUUUCCUACCUUGUGAAUCUUGCUUUCACAGAGAUACCGGGGACUUGGAGAUGGAUGCUUGGAGUGGCGGGAGCGCCUGCUGCUAUUCAAUUUGUUCUCAUGCUAUUUUUACCUGAGUCUCCGCGAUGGCUUUACAUGAAGAAAGAUAAAUCUGAAGCUGCUGCUGUUCUAGCUAAGAUUUAUGAUCCUUAUCGGUUGGAGGAGGAGCUUGAUCAGCUUGCUACUGCAUUAGAGGAAGAACGCUUGAGAAAGCAGGCUAUCAGUUACCUGGAUGUUUUUAGGAAGAAAGAGAUCAGACUUGCGUUCUUUGCUGGAGCUGGACUGCAGGCAUUUCAGCAGUUCACAGGCAUCAACACAGUUAUGUAUUACAGUCCAACAAUUGUGCAGAUGGCUGGGUUUAAGUCGAAUCAGCUUGCAUUACUUCUAUCUCUCAUUGUUGCUUUAAUGAAUGCCGUGGGUACUAUAGUGGGAAUUUACCUCAUUGAUAAGUUUGGACGCAAAAAGUUGGCAUUGACAAGCUUAUCUGGUGUAAUUGUAUCCUUGAUUCUCCUUGCUGUAGCAUUCAUCUUAGAGUCAUCUACUUCAGGCAGUGUCGGGGCCUAUGGUUGGAUUGCCGUAAUAGGUUUGGCCCUCUAUAUUGCUUUCUUUGCACCUGGUAUGGGUCCUGUGCCAUGGACAGUGAACUCCGAAAUAUACCCUGAGUCCUACAGAGGAAUGUGUGGUGGCAUGUCUGCUACUGUUAACUGGAUAUCAAAUCUCAUAGUGGCCCAGAGUUUCCUAUCCUUAGCUGAGGCAGCGGGCACGGGUGUUACUUUCUUGAUACUAGCUGGUAUAGCGGUGAUGGCAUUUGUGUUUGUCGCGGUGUUCGUGCCAGAGACCAAGGGCUUGUCAUUUGAAGAAAUGGAGAGGAUCUGGAAGGAGAAAGCUUGGGGUAAUGGGUCUGGAAAAGAAGCACUUCUUGAAGCAAGAAGCUAGUUAUAAACUAUGUUGCUCCGACUUUCCAAAAUUGUUGCCGCACCCGUGUCCGGUUCUCCAAAAAUACACUACAUUUGGAGUAUCUGACACUCACCCGACUACAUUUUUGAAGAGUUCGAGCAACAAAAGGAGGGUCUUUUGGCAUCUUCACAAUCAGUUGAUGCAUAAUGGCACUUUGUAUAUUAUAUACAUAAAUAAUAGGGUGAUAUCAAUGUAAUGUGGACUAGGGGAGUUUUGCAACUGCGUUAUUAAAGUUUUGGUUGCAAGCUCCAAUACAAAUGAUAGGGAGUAGAGUCCUCCAGUACUUUUGAGCUCCAUGUACUUUGUAUAUGUAUGAGAUUUCAAGACUUGGAUAAAGUUAUGUUAGUUCUGUCAGACCGGACUAGAGAACCCAGUAAAAUGUUUUCAUUUUUUUAGCAGAUAAAGCCAUAAAGGGCUAGUAUAGGGUAAGGGAAACAUUGACAACUACUUUUGUCCAAGACUUUUUCAGUGUAUCAUUAUCUUUUGUGAAAAUUUGGUUGGACGCGAUUGUACA